AUGGUCAAGCUCCCCCAGAUUACAACAUCCAUAGUUACCGUAUUCUCUAUAAAGAUAGUAUCGGCUACAACUGUUGGAUACUUCGACUCUGAGUCCUGCGUGGAUCCAUCGGGCGUGGCGGAAUGUUACGAGAACGCUGCGGUAGAGUGGUCUAGUUGCGUAAAUGUUACUUGCGCAGGUCAAAAUAUAGACUGUAUCAAUGUUUGUUCUUGUGUACAGACCCAGAAACAGUUGGAUUGUGCUGGUCAGCAUUGUUGGAAUCAGGUUUACAGUUGUGAAUAUCAGCAAACGGCGGGCGACAUAGCAACAAACUGUCUAAAUCCUCAUUUGGACCAAAUCCCGUUUUAUCCUCCGCCAGAUAAUGCACCGGGUUCAUGCUCUUGCAACUUGGGCAAACUUCUAACGUCCUUGUAUCGAACGUCUAAUGAAAUAGAAACUUGUGGUGCCAACGGCGAGGAUAUCGUCGGCCAAUUGACUUCAAAUGACGAGAUUCAGAUAUUCGCACGAGCUUGUACCUGUUGCUCUGAAAGUGCAAUGCUCUCAGCCUUCUGGGCGGUUUGUCCUAACACUGACCCGUCUCUCCUCGGCAUAAAUGAAAUUUACGACUCCUUAAUCGCAAAUGAUAAAGAUUGGGCAACUUGUGCUACAGAUAUGGAUGCUUUUCCUUGCUAUAGUAAGCUUGGAUAUACACCACCAGGCGGUAACUCCUCUGGUACGUUUUAUGAACCCAACGACUUCCCGCAAAAUGGGACAGCAACCACAUCCAACAUAGCUGGAAGCAUCACAACUCCAGUUAGUGGGGCAGUAUAUACAUGGACAUACAACGGAGUCGAGCGCCCGAUCACUGUUGCGAGCGCCGACGCGAAGCCUACAAAUACUGCUGGAGCCAAUAGCUCCGGAAGCGAGGAUAAGAAGAAUAACGCUCCUUCAACGGUACCAGGGUUAUUAUUUAUCAGUUAUGGAUUGGUGCUUCUAGUAGAUAAGAUAUAG
Messenger RNA from Annulohypoxylon maeteangense, 990 nucleotides. RefSeq lists its product as uncharacterized. The record is from RefSeq and is a predicted model, not a curated record. The transcript has 3 exons. Bases 1 to 990 code for a protein of 329 amino acids. NCBI's taxonomy places the organism in Eukaryota, Fungi, Ascomycota, Sordariomycetes, Xylariales, Hypoxylaceae.